GUCGUGUUCCGCAUAACGGCCGGAAAUGUUUUUCCUCGGGGCAGAUUUUUUUUUUCGGACAUACCCCGUAGCGAAGGGACGUAGAACUCGGCAUGACCAGAGAGUCCAGUAUAAAGUAGGGCACUCGGCUGUGCUGACCCGUGGUGCCGUGUUACCGAGAGAUCUGAUCGACCGGGCCGAAUGGAGUGACCCAGUGACUUCUCUCCCUAUCGUUCCCAUGCAUUUGAGGUUUCUAAGCAGACGGUGCUCUAGAUAUGCUGAGUAAUUGAUUUCUCAAGUCGGAAAAAUUUCGCUCCGACCGGUGAGUCGGUUAGGAGAUAGUAGG
Aspergillus caelatus is the source of this 325-nucleotide messenger RNA. RefSeq lists its product as uncharacterized. Lineage: Eukaryota; Fungi; Ascomycota; Eurotiomycetes; Eurotiales; Aspergillaceae. Bases 26 to 265 code for a protein of 79 amino acids. The record is from RefSeq and is a predicted model, not a curated record. The transcript is spliced from 3 exons.